Nyctereutes procyonoides (raccoon dog) is the source of this 1865-nucleotide messenger RNA. RefSeq names its product polyamine oxidase (gene PAOX). The transcript is spliced from 7 exons. Bases 68 to 1606 code for a protein of 512 amino acids. Gene Ontology annotation, molecular function: polyamine oxidase activity. Lineage: Eukaryota; Metazoa; Chordata; Mammalia; Carnivora; Canidae. The record is from RefSeq and is a predicted model, not a curated record.
CCCGCCCCGCUCCCCUCGGGCCUCUCCGCACCUCGCCGCGGCGGGACGCACGGCGUGGACGGGCGCGAUGGAGUGGAGCGGAGGCCCCGGGGCGCGGCCGGGCCGCGGGCGGCGGGUGCUGGUGGUGGGCGGCGGCAUCGCGGGGCUGGGCGCCGCGCAGAGGCUCCGCGCGCACCCGGCCUUCUCGCAGCUGCGGGUCCUGGAGGCCACGGCCCGCGCCGGCGGCCGCAUCCGCUCGGAGCGCAGCUUCGGUGUCGUGCUGGAGCUGGGCGCGCACUGGAUCCACGGGCCCUCCCGCGGCAACCCCGUCUUUGAGCUGGCGGCCGAGCACCGGCUGCUGCGGGAGAAGGACUUGUCGCAGGAGAACCAGCGGAGGGAGACGGGGGGGCACGUGGGCCUGCCCUCGGUGACCUACGCCAGCUCCGGGGUCAGCGUGAGCCGCGAGCUGGUGGUGGAGACGGCGAGUCUGUUCCACAGCCUCAUAGACCAGGCCCGCGAGUUCGUGCGUGGGGCCGCCGCGCCCGCGCCCAGCGUCGGGGAGUACGUGAGGGGCGCGCUCAGGGCGCUGGCGGCCGGCUGGACGGACCGCGAGGACGCCAGGAGGCUGCGGCUCGCCCUGAUGCACAACUUCCUCAACGUGGAGUGCUGCGUGAGCGGAACCCACAGCAUGGACCUCGUGGCCCUGGCGCCCUUCGGGGAGUACACCGUGCUGCCCGGGCUGGACUGCACCUUUCCUGGGGGUUAUCAGGGCCUCACAAACCACAUAACGGCUUCCUUGCCAGAGGAUAUGAUCAUUUUUAACAAGCCUGUGAAGACCAUUCACUGGAACGGGUCCUUCCAGGAGGCCGAGUCUCCUGGGGAGACGUUUCCGGUGUUGGUGGAGUGUGAGGACGGAGGCUGCUUCCCUGCGCAUCAUGUCAUCGUCACCGUGCCCUUAGGUUUUCUUAAGGAACACGUGGACACCUUCUUUGAGCCACCACUGCCCACCGAGAAGGCCGACGCGAUCAGGAAACUGGGCUUUGGGACGAACAAUAAAAUCUUCCUGGAGUUCGAGGAGCCCUUCUGGGAGCCAGGCUGCCAGCACAUCCAGGUGGUGUGGGAGGACAUGUCGCCCCUGGAGGACGUCGCCUCUCAGCUGCAGGAUGUCUGGUUCAAGAAGCUCAUUGGCUUUUGGGUCCUGCCUUCCUUUGAGUCUGUCCACGUCCUCUGCGGGUUCAUCGCCGGGCUGGAGUCUGAGUUCAUGGAGACUCUGACCGAUGAGGAGGUGCUUCUGUCUCUGACCCAAGUCCUCCGCAGGGUGACAGGAAACUCCAGGCUCCCCGCGCCCAGGAGCGUGCUGCGCUCCCGCUGGCACAGCGCCCCGUACACCAGGGGCUCCUACAGCUACGUGGCAGUGGGCAGCACCGGGGAGGACAUCGACCGGCUGGCGCGGCCCCUGCCCGAGGACGGCGCGGAGGCGCAGCUCCAGAUACUGUUUGCAGGGGAAGCCACGCAUCGGACGUUUUACUCCACCACACACGGGGCUCUGCUGUCUGGCUGGAGGGAGGCCGACCGGCUCAUCGCUCUGCAGGAUCCCCAGGCCCAGCUGCCCGGGCCCCAGCUCUGAGCCCUGCUCCGCCCCUCCUGUGCCAGGGGGAGGCUGACACCAUCCAUUCCUCUGACAGCAUCUGGCCGGGCUUGAGAUUCGGGGAUGUCAAUGACAGCCUGCCUUUUGUGGUGACUGGGGGCAGCUCUCAUUUCUCACAUCUAUCACUGAGUCUGGCCAGGGCCGAGCUUGAGCCGAGUGCAAGGUCUUCUUGGAGAAAUGAGACCCAGGAUGCCACUGCUGCUGCUGAGGGCAUGCAUAUAAAGUGUGUUAAAGCCUC